This is a messenger RNA of Magallana angulata, 4956 nucleotides long. RefSeq names its product BCL2/adenovirus E1B 19 kDa protein-interacting protein 3-like. NCBI's taxonomy places the organism in Eukaryota, Metazoa, Mollusca, Bivalvia, Ostreida, Ostreidae. The transcript is spliced from 5 exons. The coding region runs from base 129 to 611 and encodes 160 amino acids. The record is from RefSeq and is a predicted model, not a curated record. Gene Ontology annotation, biological process: mitochondrial outer membrane permeabilization; positive regulation of apoptotic process. Gene Ontology annotation, cellular component: mitochondrial envelope; mitochondrial outer membrane; nucleus.
GCGGUCAUGUGACUGACUUGAUGACGUCGAGGUAAAUAGAACCCAAAAUAUCAACAAAGUGUCGUGACAGCACUAGACAAUAGUUAUAGAUCUGCGUCUUUUUCGAAACUGUCCAGAAAAACAGAGACAUGGCCUCUGUGUCAAAACAGGAAGACUUUCAAGACUCUUGGGUGGAUCUGGAAUCGAGCGGAAAUUCCACAGGAGCGCUCCACUCUAUCCACAAUGGAAAUUCGGAGGUGGAAAAGCUGUUAAUUGAGGCUCAGAAGGAAUCGAGGAGUCCGUCCCGCGCAAACAGCAAAGAGUCCUCCGCUCAGGGAAGCCCCAAGAGUCCUCAUAGCCCAAACAAUGAGCUCCAGGAGUCCAGGGACCCCGGCACAGAGUGGAUCUGGGACUGGUCAAGUCGGCCGGAGGCCAACCCCCCACUAGAAUGGAAGGAGAGGUUUAAGAGACCGGCCACCAGUGUCAGGAACACGCGUGUCAUGAAGACCAUGUUCUUCUCUUGGGAAAACUUGCCAUACAUCGUCUGCAGUUCAACGAUAGCCUUUAUAAGUGGGGCUGCCAUGAUGUUUCUAAUCAUGAGAAGACUAGGAAGUAACAAGUUGAGCAUCUAGUCUUCAUCACCAAUCUCAAGAUCUGUGAGCGAUACAACAGAAAAUCACAGUCCAUACCGACACACAGACAGACAAAGUGACACACUCCCAGCAUCCAUGGGGAUCACACCUUGUGUCUCUGGCCUUCUUUUUUAGUGGAAAAUUGUUGUCAUCCUUAUCUUAUAAGUUUGUGUCUUUAAUUAUUUUUUUUGUGUUGAUUGUUUUCAAACUUUUUAUUAUUAAUAAGCUCAAGGGGUUAUAGUUUUCUUCUCUUUCUUUCAUUAUUCUGAAAUCCUGUUAAUUUUUUUCCCCCAAAGUAGGGCUUUUACACAGAUGUUUAUUUAUAGAUCAGUAAAGAUUUUUUUUUAUUGAACUUACCUUAUAAACAGUAUGCAUUGAUGAUAUUGCAAAGCAUUUCAAGAUUGUUUUAUUUUUAAUAGAGUCUUUAAUUUACCGUCCAAUUUAAAAAAAGAAGUUUUUUUGAGCUAAAGCAAUUCUCAGUGGUUGAAUUAUUAAAGACUGAAUAAUUAUUAUUUAUAUAUACAUAUUUUAAAUAAAAAUACAAGGCUUUUAGUAUCAUAUUACUGGAAAAAUUUUGGGAAUACACUGUAUCUCUAUGAUCGAUGUAAAUGCUAGAAACUUUUGAUAAUUACAGUACAUGUAUGACAGUAUGAUAUAUAAUUAUCUCCCAUUUAUGAAUAUUUCUCCAUGUAAAGGUAACUUUUUAUUCAUAGCUUAACAAAAAAUAUUUAUACAGUAAUCAACUAUUAUGUUUACAGUCAAACUUCGUUAUCUCGAACUCAAUGGGACAGUUUAAAAACUUCGAGAUAUCCAAGUAUUUGAGAUAUCGAGGGUAAAAUACUUAAAAAAUAUGUAGUUGGGACUUACAAAUCUCUUCGACAUAUCCAUUGGAUUUGAAAUAUCAGUGUUCGAGAUAAAGAAGUUCAACUGUAUAUAAAACUUAUAGGAAAGCUGGGAACUAAGACAUACAAGUAGAUGUACUGUUUGUCUUAAAUAUGUAUAUUUAUUCUUUUUAUUAUUUAUUUAUUUCUUAUUAAGAAAAAAGUUGUCUCAAACUCUCUAAUAGAGUUUAUUAUGAAAAAAAAGCCUGGUCCAGUUUUUGUACACAUAUAGUGCUAUUGGGGCAUAAUACAAUUAUUUUGAUUUUUUUUCACUUUGAGAUUAAGACUUUUUUUCCCACAGCUAUUUUAACUUUUUAUCUCUUUGGAAACCUUACACUGAACAGAGCAUUUACUUGUGAUUUUUCUUGUGUAACCACAAUCUCUUAUUAAGGCUGCUUGAAAUGCAUGCUUAAGAAAUCUUGUAAACUUAUAGUAACUGUAGAUAUGUACACUAAAUAUUCUCUUUAUAUAUUAAAUGUAGUUGUUUAAUUCUUUACUGUGUAAGUUUUGUCCAAGUAUAUUGCAGGAAUUGGCAUUUAGAUGAAAUUAAACAGUCUUUGUUACAUUUGUAUCUCAACUAUUGUAACAAAACAAUUAUAAUACAUUAGUGCUACAAUCAUCGCUCAAAUGAAAUACGCUGUAGUAUAAACAAGAAGAAAUCCUUGAAAUUUUAUUUAAAGUAAAUUUUAAAAAAUUAAAAACAAAAACCUGCACAGAGACGGCUUAUUUGGGCAUAACUGUAGAUCUUUUGUAGAAAACCUCGGACCAAUCUGUCUUUUCCGACACUUGUUUACCGGUACAUGUAUAUUGGGUGUGUUUUUUUAUGGCAUCAUUGACAGUUUUUUCAUGAGAUGUAUUUGUAAUGCAUAUUGCAGUUGGAAUGAUACGAAGUGUUUACAAGAAUGAAGUGAAUGUCUGUAUAUUUCAGAGUGAUUUUGGAUAUGAUAGAGUUUCAGGUUAAACAGGUAUCGGGAUUGACAGGUUUUUCUGUAUAUGUAUUAUUAUAUAUUAUUAUCUAUCUGAUAUUGUUUAUUGUUAAAGUGUCUUUUUUGUUAGCUGAUAUUGCCUUGAUUAACCUUUAUUUUUAAUUACCUUUUCCUGUAUUUUUUUUUUUACACUUCAACUCAGUGUUCAGACAAAUUCAUGCUUUUAUCAACACAGUAUUACAUGUAACAUCUAUACCCAAAAAUCAGAUAGAGUAGCUUUGACAACCAUCUCUUGUUCACCAUGGAUUAAACACUAAAAUCUAAUAGUGCUAUAUUUAUAUUCAUUUAUGAACUCUCAAAUUGAAUCUAUCUGUGCUUAAACAUGACUAAUUAGUGUUAUUAAACAAAGAAAUUGGUAGUAGAACCAUCUUCCUAGAAAGUUAAUUUAGCAUGCCCUUUUAUUAAACUCUUGAUUUAUCAUUUAUUAGAUAUAAUGUUCUUAGAGGAAAUGUACAAGUUAUCACACAAUAUCACAAUUUCUCCUAAGGUUGAUAAUUAAACAGGUUUUAAAAAAAUCUUUAACUAUUCAUUCUAAAUUGUUUUUUUUUUAAAAUACAUAUUAAAAUCAGACUUUAAAUUUUAACUUUUGAGGACCAUAGUUAUAAAACCUACAAUUUCAUUUACUAAUGAAAAUAAUUAUUACUUUAUAAAGAUUUUUAUUUGUGUAAAAUUUCUUUUCAAAUGACAAAAAGUCUAUGAAUGGAGUUGUUAUGUGAUAAACGUGUUUGUUUCUGUGGUUUUGUUUCAUGUGUAGUGACUUUAGAUGAUUACACAUCACUUAGAGAGACACAAUUAGAAUGACACAUGUGCAUGUACAUAUGUCUCACACACACACACAUACACAUCAUCAGCCAUUGAAUUACAACAUCGUCACACCUUCAGGUUUCUACGCACAAUCUUCUGAUGUCAAGAUUUACGGUAAUAUUGAAAUACAUUUGUACUUGAUGUAGCAAGUGAUAGAGUACAUUCUUAUAAAAAGUGAACUUUGAAAUCUAACUGAAUUGCUAUCAUGGGACAAGUUUGUUUCUUUUUUGUGUUUUUUUUUCUAAAAUGUUUUUGGCACCUGAUUCAGAAUGGAUGAUGUAAUUUGCGUGAUUAAUUACAGCAAUAAUUGCAAAAUCAAUACACUAGUUUUGACUACUUCUCUAUAUUAAUAUAAUUCACAUGGACAAAGCAAAAUAAAUUUAAAAUUUACCGAUACUAAGUCAUUACAAUAUACAAAUAAAUUUGUAUUUUUAUUUUACCUUACUAAUAAUAAUAAGAUUUUGAAUUUAUAUUGAUAUAACCGUAUUUACCAACAGACUAUUCAGGUUUCCCUAGUGCUUUUCGGAAUGUUCAAUUAGCCAAUGUUGUUUUCAUUGCAGGAAUUAUGUAAAAAUGUUAAAAGUACGGCAAUGAUGAAUAUUUGCAAUGAACCAAUAAGAUGAAUUUUAUCAGGAUGCUCUCAAACCGUUCAUUUUCUACUUGGACCACCUCAGUUAUGCAUGAAAAAAAAAAAUCAUGCUACAUUCCAGUGUGUUACUUUAUCCAAAACUUGAAAAUUAGAAAUAGAAUGUUGAAAUUUUUUUUGUUGAUUACAAGUUGCCCUGCACUAUAUUCAGUAAUCCAUGUUGAUUUGAACAAAGUGAGAAAUGGAAUCCGGUGUAAUCAAGCAAUAUUGGUUCUGGAAAAUAGUGCACCAAUCUUUCCAAUUUUAAUUUAUGCUUUUUGGUUUUAAUUAGUAACUAAAGGUUUAUAAUUUUACAUAAGGAUCCCAAAAACAGUUUCCUAGUCAAUUCUGAUCAAUCAAAAUAUUCAAAUAUACAAUUUUAUUUUAUGAUAAUUAUUAUUUUUGAAAAAGAUACAGAAUUAAAGGUUGAAUAUUGUUUGUUAUUUUCAUUUAUCAUUUUAAAAAAUGCACUCCUUUGUACCAUUUUGAAUUGUAUCAGUAAAUAGUUUAUGCAUUAAGUUUCUUUUUCAGGCCAAAAUUGUUUUUUUAAGUCUUGAAUAUUUAAAGUUGAUUUUACAGAUUACCAACAUUAUACAUGUAUGUAAAAUUGUGCAAGACACCUCUGAGUACAUGCACUUAUAUUGAAAGGAUUGACUACUGUGUAACAAUUCUGAACAGCUAAAAAACCCAAUUUAUGUAUCAUAUUGAUUAUGCCAAGCACUUUGCUUUUUUUGAAGCUUAUUCAACAGAUUUUAAUUAACAACGAAUUCCUGUUCAAUUUUUCAAUUAUUUUAAAAAGUUGAAGUGGUUUUGAAAACAGUUUUCAAUCACCUGAUAACUCUGGAAGUCCGUUUAUUAUCUACUCUACUCGACCAAGCUCAAUUUUAAAGCAUCUGCUUUAAAGAUGUUGUAGAAUUUAUGUCAUUCUGCUUUUAUGAAAUUGUUGUUGAUUUGUUCCAAUCAUGGCAAAAGAAUUAUGUCGCAGAUUAAAGUCAAGCCAACUUCAUUUAUCUAUAGUGCAAUUACAAUAAAUUGGAUUUGGUGUUUAA